AUCUGUUAUACAGAUGCCAAGAAUGGAAGAAACCUGUUUACUGCUCAUCCUGCUGCUCUCAGGAGGACUUUCCACUCUUCCUCCCCACUCCAGAGAAUACCACUUUGUGAACCAGCUGAUGACCUGGACUGAAGCUCAGAGUUACUGCAGAGAACACUUCACUGACUUGGUCACCAUCUACAACAGCAACAUCAACCAACUGCUUUUCUCAAUUUCACCAAGGAUCAAUACUUGGGCUUGGAUAGGGCUCUAUGAUGAUCGUUACAGCUGGAAGUGGUCCAUGGAGGGAAAACUUUUUUAUGUUGGCAGCACACAUGAAUUUUGAUCUGGGCUAACGGCCAACCAGACUGUGUAAAUGCAAAGGAAUACUGUGUGGCUCUUCAGGGACAAACACAGAUGGAUGAUAGACCCUGUGGAGAUUCUUACCCUUUCCUGUGUUACAAUGCCAAAAACACAAGUUACAUCUUAGUGAUGGAGAGCCGCUCCUGGUCAGCGGCUCAGUCGUACUGCAGGACAUACCACACAGACCUGACCAGUAUAAGAAGCAAAGAGGAGAAAUCCAACAUCACGCUCACUUUGAAUGGAUCAGGGGUUCAGUAUGUGUGGAUUGGCCUCUACAGGGAUCCCUGGGCCUUCUGGUCUGACAACACAACCUCCACAUUCACUAACUGGAUGUCUUCUGAGCCUAACAAUGGAAAUUCAAUUGAGUACUGUGGAGAUUUGAAUUUACUGACAGGGGAAUGGUAUGAUUGCUACUGUGAUGUCAGACUCUCUUUUUUCUGUUUCACAGCAGUGACAAAGCAAACAGUGGUGAAAAUGAAGCUUCAGUCAGAGGCAGACAUGCACAGCACAGAGAUCCAGCAGCAGGUUUCACAGCAGCUGUCAGGCCUCAUGCUGUCAGAAGGACUGACAGACUUCAGGAUUCGUUGGAGGAAAGUCCAGAGUUACCGUGACGACCAGUCGAAGAAGCAGGAUGUGGACGGUGACUGCAAAACUGAAGUCUGACUGGACUGAACCACUUCAUGUGUGAAGUUAAUAACAUGCUGUGCUGAGCUGUCUCAUCCUUUGAAUCUUUCAAUAUUUCAGAGUGUAAAGUUCCACCAACAGCUCAUUUGUUCAGCUGCAGUUGUAGUUUGGUAGAAAUUCUUUAAUCAGAGGUCCACUCACUAGUUUUCCUGAUAGGCUCUAGUCUCUUGUUUUGUUUUGCAGUGUCUCUUUCAA
Molecule: messenger RNA, 1221 nt
Organism: Haplochromis burtoni (Burton's mouthbrooder)
Lineage: Eukaryota; Metazoa; Chordata; Actinopteri; Cichliformes; Cichlidae
Product: C-type Lectin CRL-like
Exons: 5
Coding region: 397-1005 (202 amino acids)
Source: RefSeq, a predicted model, not a curated record